Molecule: messenger RNA, 2998 nt
Organism: Drosophila rhopaloa
Lineage: Eukaryota; Metazoa; Arthropoda; Insecta; Diptera; Drosophilidae
Gene: Hmt-1
Product: ATP-binding cassette sub-family B member 6
Exons: 6
Coding region: 156-2765 (869 amino acids)
Biological process (GO): heme transport; transmembrane transport
Cellular component (GO): membrane
Molecular function (GO): ATP binding; ATP hydrolysis activity; ABC-type heme transporter activity
Source: RefSeq, a predicted model, not a curated record
ACACUAAUCCCGUGGGCCAAGAUUAUUUAUUUUGAUCGUUGAGUCGGCCGGAGUUGUCCGCCAGUUUUCCGUUAAUUGAGUUAUCACCUGGUUCAUCAGUGAUUACAGUGGUAACUCAAAUAAGCGACUUUCAUAGCGGAAACCCGGAAUACACGAUGAUGUACUGCCCGCCCAACGUGACCCUCAGCGAGGUGUGGACGCAGCAUGGCAUCUCACACUGUUUCAUGGACACCGUGGGACCGGCCGUCUACGGCGGAUUCCUGCUGCUCUUCGGCUGCAUUCAGUUGCUGAUGUACCGGAAGUAUGCCACCCGGAUAACGGAUCCCACGCAGAUCUCCAAGUCCCGCCUGUUCGCCCUUCAGCUGUUCCUUUUGUGUCUGCUCCCAGUUUUGGCGGCACUGCGAUUUCUGAUGAACGCUCGCAUCUAUCCGGAUAGUGCGGUGUACGGGUAUAUGAUCUUCUCCACUUGCGUUGCGUGCUUCUCGUAUCCGUUCAGCAUCUGUCUAAUACUCAAGGAGCGCUACUACCAGCUGCCUUCGGUGCCCACCCGGGGACAUGGCCUCAUCCUGUUGCUCUUCUGGACACUGGCCUUCAUCAAUGAGUCGCUGGCCUUUAUCAAUCUGCGUCACGAGGACUGGUGGUUCCAUCUGAAAACCAACAAGGAUCAAAUUGAGAUGGGCCUGUUUGUCACGCGCUUCCUUUGCUCACUGCUCAUUUUUGUUUUGGGUCUAAAAGCACCAGGCAUCAUGGCCCCUUACAAUCCGCACGAGCGACUGGAGAACGAGUCAGACCCCGAAUCACAAGGAAAUGUGCACACCGGUUCGGCUUUCAGGAAUGGCUGGCGCAAGUUAAGUACCGUGUUUCCUUACCUUUGGCCCAGGAAGAAUUUCGCCCUGCAAUUAGCCGUCAUUAUGUGCAUUUUACUGCUGCUAGCCGGUCGAGUCAUAAAGCUGUUUUUACCGAUUUAUCGCAAGAAGUUGGUGGACAGUCUUACCAUUGCUCCGAUCCUAUUCCGCUGGGACUUUGUGCUGGUCUAUGUGGCGUUGUCCUUCCUCCAAGGCGGCGGCACCGGAACCAUGGGAUUGUUCAAUAACCUGCGCACCUUCCUCUGGAUACGGGUUCAGCAGUACACGACCCGGGAGAUUGAAAUCGAGCUCUUCCGGCAUCUGCACCAGCUUUCUCUGCGAUGGCACUUGCAACGAAAGACCGGCGAGGUGCUGCGUGUCAUGGAUCGUGGAACGGAUUCCAUCAACAAUCUUCUCAACUAUAUUGUCUUCUCCAUUGCGCCCACCAUUUUGGAUUUGCUCGUGGCAGUGGCUUACUUUAUAUACGCCUUCAAUUGGUGGUUCGGCUUGAUUGUGUUCCUCACCAUGUUCCUGUAUAUAGCAUCCACCAUUGCCAUCACCGAGUGGCGCACCAAGUACCAGAGAAGGAUGAAUUUGGCCGACAACGAGCAACGUGCCCGAAGUGUAGACUCCCUGCUGAACUUCGAAACUGUUAAGUAUUAUGGAGCGGAAAAUUACGAGGUGGACUGCUACAGGGCGGCAAUUCUCAAGUACCAAAAGGAGGAGUUCCUUUCCAUGCUGACCCUUAACAUGCUGAACACCGCCCAGAAUAUAAUCCUAUGCCUUGGCUUGCUGGCCGGAUCCCUGCUCUGCGUUUACCUGGUGGUCCACCAGCAAACGCUCACCGUGGGCGACUUUGUGCUCUUCUCCACUUACCUCAUGGAGUUGUACAUGCCGCUGAACUGGUUUGGCACCUACUACCGCGCCAUUCAAAAGAAUUUCGUGGACAUGGAGAACAUGUUCGACCUGCUGCGCGAGGAGGAAGAUAUUGUGGAUGCACCAGGCUCCUCGCCGCUUCUCACGGCUGGCGGUAGCAUCGAGUUCUCCAACGUGACGUUCGGCUAUUCGCCGGAGAAGAUAGUGCUCCAUAACGUAAGCUUCACUGUGCCUGCCGGUAAAACGGUGGCAAUAGUUGGACCCUCUGGAGCCGGCAAAAGCACUAUUAUGCGACUGCUUUUCCGCUUCUACGAUGUGCAGACGGGAGCUAUCCUGAUUGACGGACAAAACAUUAAACUGGUGCAGCAGCAGAGCCUGCGAAAGGCCAUUGGAGUGGUGCCUCAAGAUACCGUUCUAUUCAACAACACCAUUUUCUACAACAUAGAGUAUGCCAAGUUGGGCUCUCCUGACGAAGCCGUCUAUGAGGCUGCUCGCGCCGCCGACAUUCACGACAGGAUCCUCGGCUUCCCGGACAAGUAUGAGACAAAGGUGGGUGAGCGAGGUCUGCGGCUCAGUGGUGGAGAAAAGCAGCGAGUGGCCAUUGCCAGAACGCUCCUCAAAUCGCCCAUCAUUGUUCUUCUUGACGAAGCGACUUCGGCCUUAGACACGCACACAGAGCGAAACAUUCAGGCAGCUUUGGCCAGGGUCUGUGCCAAUCGCACCACCAUCAUCGUGGCCCACCGGCUGUCAACUGUCAUACAUGCGGACGAGAUACUGGUGUUGCAGCAGGGAAGCAUUGCAGAGCGCGGCAGGCACGAAGAGCUCGUCCUGCGGAAAGAUGGCAUAUAUGCGGACAUGUGGCAGCAACAGCUAAAGAAUCUAGAUGCGGAGCAGAGUGGUUCCGACAACGGAGACGCCAGUGGAGAAUCUGGAUCCGAAAAACGUAGUUCAGGGGGCGCUGGACCCAGUGGAGCAGGACCAAGUGGGGCUGGAACGAGUGGUGCUCACUUUAGGGCAGGACAUGCUCAUGGUGGAGCACACUAGACUUAAGACAUCCACAAAAUACUUUCUGUUAUUCCUGAUUCCAUGUGAUUUGUGGUAUAUUGUUAUACGUAUGAACACUUCGUGAAAGUCUAAGUUCGUCUAUAAGUAACCUUAAACGCUACUCUUAUACUAAUAAAUAACGUAGAUUUUUAUAGACAAUCUGAGCGGCUUAAGUGCGUUGCUAAUAAUAAUAAUGAAAGUGAAUGGUACCAAAUAAAUAGCGCAGAAUUGUG